AUGCCUGCUUCGUCGAUCAUCCUGCUUUUCUCUGUCGCGCUGGGCGUGAGCAACGCGCUUCCCUGGCCAGGACCUCAGCCUACAAAUGCAUACCAGCCUGAUGCUUGGUCGCCAGUGCCGACUAGAAUACCAGCAGAUCCUGCGAAUUUGUUCAAGAGGAGCUCUGUGGAUGUGAAUGUUUGCGGAUGGAUUGGGGGAAAUUUGGGACAGCCUGUCCAGUGCGCGAGCGGUUCGUCGUGUAUACAUGAUACCAUACAUGGGUAUGUGGGGUGCUGUACUACAUCCGGAGCUUGCACGAGUGGUGUCUAUACAAGUUGUGUGAAUAGCCAGUCUUCAGCAUGGAAUCAGAAUUCGGGCCUGGCAGAUAGUGGCAUCUACACAUGUACGGGCUCUUCAGUAUGCUAUCGAAACACUUACCCAGGAGGAUAUUACCAAUAUAGCUGUGGCUCAUCAUGGGAAGCUACAUCGAUUUUAACGUCAUAUUACGGACAACCUUCAAGUGUGUUUCUCCAAAUCGUUUAUACGGGAGUAAACUCCACACCCACGACCUCUGCAACUACCACCUCGAGCCUAUCCACAACCCCCGCCCCGACAAGUAACGUCUCUCCCACCACUACACCAACAAACACGCCCUCUCCUCCCCCCAAAAAGAAUAUUGGUGCAAUAACAGGCGGUACAAUCGGCGGCGUCGCCUUCCUGGCAGCCCUCCUAGCACUGGCCUUCUUCCUCUACAGACGCCACCAAUCCAGGCACCACUACCGCGCCGGCCCCUUCAUCAGCAGCCACAACUCCUCCGUGAGCCAACCCCCCGCCAGCGGGCCCUUCCAACGCAUCGGCAACCCUUCUUACGACACCCCAGACGACUUCAUGCAGCACCGCUCUGGCCUGACAACCACCGUAACCACCAUCACCGCUGGCCCUCACCAUCAUCCGCAUCCUGGGACUUUAGUUUUCCCCGAUACAUACGCAUACGCUGGGGCAGCGGACCCACACCAUCCGUAUACGAAUGCGCCGCAUACGCCGUAUUUCCCACCUAAUCGCCAAUCCCAGGACUCCCAGGAACGAGACUUAGCUACGAGGGAGGAGACACCGUUAGUUGGUUCAGGGGGAGGAAGCGAGAUCGACGAUUUCUCACGCGGUUUCAACAAUGCGAUUGCGGAACGACUGCGAGACGGGGAUUUGGGUCGCGAUACACUUAUCAGUUCCGGCGUUUUGCCGGGCGGGAUCGGCGGCACGGGCAUCGGGAUGGGCAUUACCGGCUUGACGGGGAACUAUCGAACUGAAGAUAGGGAGGCGAGGAGUGAGGCGUUCAGGGAACGGAUGGGAGAGAGGAUCACACCGCUGGGAUCAAAUCCCGUGAGGGGGUUUAGUUUUGAUGUUGUUGAUGCUGGAAGACGUAGUGGGGAGGGGGAAGAGGAGUUUGGCGGUCCGCCGAUGGAGUUGAGGGAGAGUAGGUUGGUUGCGGGGUUUGGCGGUGCGGUAGGGAGGACAGCGGAGGAUGAGGCGCGGCCGAGGUAUCAGCUUGAUGAGGUUAUUGGGGAGGAUGUGCCGAUUCUGCAUAGUCCGGGCCAGUUGAGGCAUCAAAGGCGGAAGAGCCGUGAGGAGUAG
Molecule: messenger RNA, 1608 nt
Organism: Hyaloscypha bicolor E
Lineage: Eukaryota; Fungi; Ascomycota; Leotiomycetes; Helotiales; Hyaloscyphaceae
Exons: 2
Coding region: 1-1608 (535 amino acids)
Source: RefSeq, a predicted model, not a curated record